Eremomyces bilateralis CBS 781.70 is the source of this 4982-nucleotide messenger RNA. RefSeq lists its product as uncharacterized. The transcript has 8 exons. Gene Ontology annotation, molecular function: transcription corepressor activity. Gene Ontology annotation, cellular component: Sin3-type complex; chromatin. The record is from RefSeq and is a predicted model, not a curated record. Gene Ontology annotation, biological process: negative regulation of transcription by RNA polymerase II. The coding region runs from base 146 to 4807 and encodes 1553 amino acids. Lineage: Eukaryota; Fungi; Ascomycota; Dothideomycetes; Eremomycetales; Eremomycetaceae.
GUGACAAGUGCUUCACGCCCCUACAAAGCGCUUUUCACCCGCCCUCUGCGACCCUCGCCAGCAUCUCGACCGCUAGAUCGAGGCUAAGAUCAGCUCAUGUCAUUUACGAUCAUCUUAGGAACCAUUUAUCUACGCCCGUGACAAGAUGAAUCCUUCCAGCCGAGAGGGUUGGUCCGUCAACCCGCCUCCGAGUGCGAAUGAGGCGCAACCGCCCAAUUCAAGACCGAUGGGUCCCUUUGGGAGUGCCGGCGCAUCGCAGCAACAAUCACCGCCAUCGUCCGCUCAGCAAGGACCUCCCACCCUACCUCCUCCAGGCUCAUCGUAUUUUCAACCGAGCAAUAGCCUGCCACCGCUUUCCAACCUCGCGAGUGUCCAAGGGUCACCGGGCCGACCGCAAAGCUACAACCAAGAGGCGCCGUCCGGAAAUCAAGGCCUCGGACAACCGUUAACCAGCUACUCGCUCCCUCGCAUCGAUCAAGCCGUUCAACAGCACGCCGUCCCACCGAACAUCCCAGAUCGCGAACGAGAACGGGAUCGCGACCCACAGAGGGACCCGCGUGACGCGGACAUGGCCGACCGCCAUAUGGAGGACGUCUCCAUGCGCGAUGCCGAACAGCAGCGGGACCGCGAAUUGCGCGAGCGGCAGCAACGCGAACUACAUCAGCCGGUCGCCGUGCCGCCGCAUGUGCGCAGCAUCCAUGGUCCGAACGGGCUGCUCGGCAACGCGGCUCCUGGCAAUGCGGGCAACGCUGCAUCGACGCCCAUCCCCAACUCUGCGCCUCCGAGCGUGUAUCCCGGCUCGCAUAUUGCCGCGUCUGCGCCGCCCUCUCAACAGCAGGCGUUGUCGGUCAUGGCUGCGUAUCCGCCUAACCUGCAGCAGGUGGCCGGAAUGGGAGGGCAAGGGCAACAGCCUAUUCUUAAUGAUGCCCUCAGCUACUUAGAUCAAGUCAAGGUCCAGUUCGUCGAUAAUCCAGACGUGUAUAAUCGCUUCUUGGACAUCAUGAAGGACUUUAAGAGUGGAGCCAUCGACACACCUGGAGUCAUCGAUCGCGUAUCCAACCUCUUCGCUGGCAACGCGAAUCUUAUCCAAGGUUUCAAUACCUUUCUUCCUCCCGGUUACAAGAUCGAGUGCGGCACAAGCGAAGAUCCCAACGCCAUCCGUGUCACAACUCCUAUGGGAACCACUGUGUCUACCAUGCCUCAACCACGGCCAGCUGCAGACCAAAGACAAGUUUCUAUGAACGGUGCCGGCCCGGUGCAGAACGACCGACAAUAUUACGACAGCCGAACGCCCGGAAACGCAUGGCAAGGUCCCCCCGGCAGCGCACCGGAAAACGCGUACAGUCCAAACGGCCCCCCCGCUGCAGCGGCUGCGUUUGGUGCUCCUGGUGGAGCAAACGCAAAUGUCGCAGCCGUUGAUCCGCAACGCGAACAGCAAAAUAUCGCUGCGACUCCCGCACAAGAUGCGAGGCAACUGCAAACUACCCCUGGGACUGGAGCAUUUGGGAGACCGAAUGUGCUCUCGCCUCCGAGAGCCAUGGCUACACCUGUGGCAGCACAACAGAUGAACGGGUUGGCCAUGCAGCAAGGCGGAGUUGGUUCCGAGCGGAGGGGCCCGGUAGAGUUCAACCACGCCAUCAGCUAUGUCAAUAAGAUCAAGAAUCGUUUCGCCACCCAACCCGACAUCUAUAAGCAAUUCCUCGAAAUCCUCCAAACCUACCAACGCGAAUCCAAGCCCAUCCAGGACGUCUACGCCCAAGUCACCAAGCUCUUCGAAACCGCCCCGGACCUCCUCGAGGAUUUCAAGCAGUUCCUUCCCGAGUCCGCUGCCCACGCCCGUGCCGCCGCCGCUGCGAAGGCCGCUGCCGACGAGCAGGCCCCCGUGAGCAACAUUCGCGGGGAGCAGGCAUACCCCGCCGGUGCGACGCCGUUUCCUGUCCAGCAGCAGACGCCGCGCGCCGAGCAGGGUAGGCUGCCGCCGGUGGGGAACUUUGCGCCGACACCGAGUGCGAAUCGGGAUAAUAAAAGGAAAAGGGGCGGGGUGCAGCCGGUGGGGACGGUGGCAGCUGGGCAGGUUAGUACGGUGCAGGAGACGGGAGGACGAGGUACUGGGGCGGCCGCUGGGUUGUCAAAGAAAACCAAGCAAGCGCAGCCUGUCAGAGCUGCCGAGCCGUCAGCACCAGACGUCGCCCCAAGCCUCGUCCCAACUCUUCCUACGCCGCUUCCACCGACCAGCAAGGAAUCCGAUCAAGAGUACCAGCAGCUGUUCGAGCGGGUCAAGAAGUACCUGAAUAACAAGACCCAGAUGAACGAGUUCCUCAAACUUUGCUUGCUAUGGAGCCGCGAUGUUCUCGACACGGUGUUGUUUAUCCAUCGCGCGCAUAGUUUCAUCGGUGGCAACCCAGACUUGUUCAACCUGUUGAAACGCGCAGUCAGGUAUGAUGAGUGGAAGCGGAUUUCGGACAGCACGAAAGGCAGCAGCAACGCCGUCAUGGGUGCGAGAGCAGACCUGAACCGAUGCCGUGGCCUUGGACCUAGCUAUCGACUCGUUCCGCUGCAGGUUACCACUGUACCCUGCGAGGGCCGAGAUAAUCUCUGUCGUGAAGUGCUCAAUGACCAUUGGACAUCCCAUCCAACGUGGGCGUCCGAAGAAUCGGGGUUCGUGGCGCACAAGAAGAACUCGUUCGAAGAACUGCUGCACCGCAUCGAGGAGGAACGCCACGAUUAUGACUCGAAUAUCGAAGCGUUGGGCCGGACCGUUCAACUGCUCGAGCCCAUUGCUCAGCACAUCCGCCAGCUUCCACACGAUCAGCGACAUUCCUUCGUCCUUCCGCCGGGGCUGGGUGGACAGUCGCAGACCAUCUACAAGCGCGUGAUCAUGAAGUUGUACGGACGCGAGACCGGCGCGAAGGUGAUCGACCAUCUCUUCAAAGAGCCGUGGAAGGUCGUCGGCCCGCUGUUGCUCCGCCUCAAGCAGAAGUUCGAGGACUGGAACAACGCGCGGUACGAGUGGAAUAAGAUCUGGCUGGAUCUCACCAGCAAGAACUUCUGGAAGAGCCUGGACCAUCAGAGUGCCGAGCAGAAGAAAGACAAGCGCGUGUUCCAGCCGAAGACGCUCCUGAAUGAUAUCACGACUAUCUACGACGAGCAUCGGCGCCGCGCAACCGUCCAUGGGAUCAAGAUCCCGGCGUAUCAGUACAAGUUCUCCUUCACCGAAGCCGAGGUGGUGCUGGACGUCGCGUAUCUGGUCGUCGUGUACGCGGAGACGAACAACCAGCUCGAAGCGCUGAAAGUGGAGACCUUCAUGAAGGAGUUCCUCACGACUUUCUUCGACUAUGAUAAGCAGCGCUUCGAAGCGCGCAUGGCCGCGCGACGCGAGAACCGCGCGAACAACGGCGUCACCGCCGAUAGUCCUGACAACAAGGACGAGCAGCCUCCGCGGACGGCUCGCUCCAGAAACACCGAGCUGCUUCGCAAAGCCGUGGAUCCGCGUCGUGCGGAGAAAGCGGCUGGCGAGCGCGACGAAAGUCCUGCGUCGGCGAGCCAGGCGACGUCGCCGAACGAGUCCUCGGCGCCCGACGACGAUGUGGUCGAAACGAGCGAACAGCCGCCCGCGGAGGAGAGCGAGGUGGAGAACGCGAUGAGCGCGGAGAAGUGGCUGAACACGCCGGACGGGCAGCUUCCGGCGGCGAUGGACAAGAACACGCCGUACGUGCGCAAGAUCUUUGACCUAUACUGCAACCAGAACUUCUACUUCUUCUUCCGAUGCUUCAAUACGCUGUACGAGCGGCUGUGCAACAUCCGGAAUGAUGAGGCCGAGGCGCGGCGGCAGGUCACGCAUAUGGAGCAGAAUCUGGUCGCGAAGGACCUCAAGGUGUUCGAGAAGCUGGCGGCGGAUUACUGGGAAGACAUCUCAGAGACGGCGAACUUCUACGAGCAGGUGGUCUUCAUGCUCGAGCAGCAGCUCGUGGGCGACCUGCCGAUGUCGGACAUCGAGGAUACCCUGCGGCGGUUCUACAUGCAGCACGGCUGGCAGCUGUACAACUUCGAGAAGCUCAUUUCGAACUUGCACAAGUACGCGGCGACAGUGGCCGAUACUGAUGGGAAGGACAAGGAGAUCUGGAACUCGUUCAAGAAGGACCGGGCAAAGGUGGAAACGACGGCAGGGGAGCAGCUGGCGUACCGGACCCAUGUCGAGAAGCAAAUCAAAGAAGGCGAGCUCUUCUGUAUAUCAUGGAACACCGCCGACGAAUCCGCCGGCGUCAAGAUCGUCAAAACCGGCGACCUCACCUUCAACAUGUCCGCCCUCAGCGAAGAAGGCCGCUUCGCCUUCUACAUCCAUGCCUUCUGCACCCUCAAGCCCACCGAAGGCGUCGACGUCGGCCGCGUCGCCUUCCCCCUCCUCCACCGCAGCCUCCCCCCCGACCUCGUCGAGCACGAGCGCGCCUACACCGACCGCAUCCGCCGCGCCCGCAUCCAGGAAUCCCUCCAGGUCCACCUCAAGUCCGAGGACUAUCAUCUGCAGUUCAAGCCGCUAGGCGAGGAGUCGACUUUCCCGGGCGUCGCUGUGCCGUCCAGCGACGCGGGCGAGGGCGAGACGUAUGUCCCAUCGAUGUAUACGCCCGGGUUCGAUGCGCCGCGGCUCGCGGACCCGGGGCGCGAGCGGCUGAUUCUGAAUGCGCGAUGGAUGAAGGAUCUGAGCACUGAUGACGUCGGGGCGAGGAAGAAGGCGUUUCAGGAUAAGAUCGAGGGGCGGGUGGAUGCGGAGGCGGAGGCGCAGGAUGUGGAGAUGGCGGAUGCGGAGUGAGGAGUGGAUGAGAAUCGUGCGUCCGGAGUCUGCGAUCUAUGAGUCGGGAGGUGAACAGUUCCUGCAUUUUCGAGAUAUUCCUUUCAUCCUUUCAUCAUCGCGAUACGGCGUUCCGGGGCGGGCGGCAGACCUUUGUCGAUGGGGUGAGGUAAACCGACAUGCUCGGUUCAUUGAU